This is a messenger RNA of Acaulospora morrowiae, 576 nucleotides long. The record is from the annotation of a GenBank genome assembly. Lineage: Eukaryota; Fungi; Glomeromycota; Glomeromycetes; Diversisporales; Acaulosporaceae.
AUGAUAUGGUCCUCGGCCAAGAGCCUGCUAAUUGUCGUUGCCGCUCUUAUCUUUGACCCUUUUUUUUUUUAUAAGGUUAAGAUACUGAUUUACCUAAAUACUUUUAACACAGCAAUUGCGCCUUGUUCAAUAAGCAACACUACUUCUUCAUCCAACGAAAUGCCUGAAGACUUUGAAGAUUUCGUAACUACCCACGAGGCGCUUAAAACUAUUUUACUGCAAGUCUCCAACGAAGAAAUUACAAAAUACGAGAAGCAACUUAGUAGUGUGAAAAAUCUCGACCCAGUCCUUAUUAUUUCUCAAAUCAAGUUUAGAUCAAUCAGCAGGGUUGGCCGGCUUAUUAUGCAAUCAUGGAUGCUUUUGCAACAAAUGGUCUUCAAAAUAGGCGCCAAGAUGAGAAUUCUGGUUGUGUCUUUCACUUCGCAACUGUCACCGAACUCUAUACUGUACGCAGAAAUAUUUACUCUUUUCAAAACGCCUUCUUCGUUCUUACUAGCUUCCAAGCUCAAAUCCCUAAUGCUCAACUGCACCCUGUUGGAACGGCGUGAAUAUAACAAAAGUGGGAGUACGCAAUAG